CUCCCACUUCCCUCUUCUCGUGCUGCACGCCUCCUCCUGCAGCGCUCUUCUUCUGAAAGUUGCACCUUUGUUGUCUGAUCUCUCCUUCAGGACUCGUCGCGGAGCAGCACCAUGGCGUCCACAGCAGAGUUGAAAAUCGGACAGAAGCUGAAUGAGGGGAAGACAAAGCAGAUCUUUGAGCUUGUGGACCAGCCCGGACUGGUUCUGGUCCAGUCCAAAGACCAGAUCACCGCUGGGAAUGCAGUGAGGAAAGACCAGAUGGAGGGCAAAGCUGCCAUUGCCAAUAAAACGACGAGCUGCGUGUUCAAGCUCCUGCAGGAGUCUGGAAUUAAGACCGCCUUUGUGAAGCAGCACUCAGACACGGCGUUCAUCGGAGCCCACUGUGAGAUGAUUCCCAUUGAGUGGGUAUGUCGCAGAGUGGCGACUGGAUCGUUCCUCAAGAGGAAUCCAGGAGUCAAGGAAGGAUACCGCUUCACCCCCCUGAAGAUGGAGAUGUUCUUUAAGGAUGAUGCCAACAAUGACCCUCAGUGGUCGGAGGAGCAGCUGCUGGAGGCCAAAUUCUCUCCGGCUGGGCUCACCAUCGGCCAGUGUGAGGUGGACAUCAUGAAUCGCAGCACUGUGGCCAUCUUUGAGAUUCUGGAGAAGGCCUGGGCCACUCAGAACUGCACGCUGGUGGAUAUGAAGAUCGAGUUUGGCGUCAAUGUGAAGACUCAAGAGAUCGUCCUCGCUGACGUGAUCGACAACGAUUCGUGGAGGCUGUGGCCAGCCGGAGAUCGCAGCCAGCAGAAGGAUAAGCAGGUGUACCGAGACCUUAAAGAGGUCACCCCAGAGGCAAUGCAGAUGGUGAAGAGGAACUUUGAGUGGGUCUCUGAAAGGGUCAAGCUGCUGCUGGAGCCCCAGGCUAGCGGCAGGGUGGUGGUUUUGAUGGGCUCCACUUCAGACAUGGCUCACUGUGAAAAGAUCAGGAAGGCUUGUACCUCCUACGGCAUCCAUUGCAUCCUGCGAGUCACCUCUGCGCACAAAGGUCCAGAUGAGACGCUGCGCAUCAAGGCAGAAUAUGAAGGUGACGGUGUACCCACUGUCUUUGUGGCUGUAGCCGGCAGAAGUAACGGCCUUGGGCCGGUGAUGUCUGGAAACACGGCGUAUCCCGUCAUCAACUGCCCGCCUCUCACUCCAGACUGGGGUGCACAGGAUGUCUGGUCAUCCCUGCGUAUGCCGAGCGGUCUUGGCUGCUCCACAAUCCUCUCCCCCGAGGCGGCCGCUCAGUUUGCCGCACAGAUCUUUGGAUUGACCGAUCAUCUGGUGUGGUGCAAACUUCGGGCCUCCAUGCUCAACACCUGGGUGUCUCUCAAGCUGGCUGACAAGAAGUUACAGGCGUGCAGCCUCUGAAGUGGCUCAUCCACCCCCCUCUUUUGAGCUUUGGUGUGCUUUUCUUUUUUAGGGCUCCACUGUCUUGUCAAUGUCAUGUCUUUUGUCUACCAUGAAAACUCACUAACAAUGUACUUUCUCACACAUGAAUCAUUCCAUUAAACAAAGAAAACAAUUUAAA
Messenger RNA from Larimichthys crocea (large yellow croaker), 1549 nucleotides. Its product is annotated as phosphoribosylaminoimidazole carboxylase, phosphoribosylaminoimidazole succinocarboxamide synthetase. The record is from RefSeq and is a predicted model, not a curated record. Bases 112 to 1389 code for a protein of 425 amino acids. Gene Ontology annotation, molecular function: phosphoribosylaminoimidazolesuccinocarboxamide synthase activity. Lineage: Eukaryota; Metazoa; Chordata; Actinopteri; Sciaenidae. Gene Ontology annotation, biological process: 'de novo' IMP biosynthetic process. Gene Ontology annotation, cellular component: cytosol. The transcript has 9 exons.